This is a messenger RNA of Suillus bovinus, 990 nucleotides long. RefSeq lists its product as uncharacterized. Bases 1 to 990 code for a protein of 329 amino acids. NCBI's taxonomy places the organism in Eukaryota, Fungi, Basidiomycota, Agaricomycetes, Boletales, Suillaceae. The record is from RefSeq and is a predicted model, not a curated record. The transcript has 4 exons. Gene Ontology annotation, molecular function: oxidoreductase activity.
AUGUUCGAUUCUCUACAGUAUCUCGACACUGCACUGGUAAAACUUGCGCCUGCCUUGCCUCUUGGCCUCUUCCUUUUCUGGUACUUACGGCCUCCACCACGCCUCGCUCAGAUCCCACCAAGACAAGAGAGAGUUCUCAUAUUAGGUGCGACGAGCGGAGUGGGUCGUACCCUUGCUCAUCAAUAUGCGAAAAGAGGUGCACGAGUAUGCUUGGUAGGACGGAGGGAGUCAAUGCUUGAGGGGGCUGCUGAGGAAUGCAGGGAGGUAUCCCAAAGCGAUCGUGUUUUGUGUGUGCGUGGAGAUUGCGCAAGCGUGGAAGACAUGGCAAAGGUGCGCGAUGCAGUGAUCAAAGAGUGGGAUGGCAUCGACACGAUCAUAAUCACGGCUGGUGUUUCUGCCCUUCAACCAUUGAUGUCAGUUGCUGGAGUAACUGCUUCCAAAGACGGUUUCUCUCCACCACAUGCCACUACUGAAGCCAUUCACAACGCGGUUGGUGUCGCAAAAGCAGCUAUCAGUGGCAAUUUCUUCGGUCCAUACAUUGCUGCGAUCACAUUUAUACCUCUUCUCACGUCUUGUUCCAUAUCACCGUCUAUCCUUCUCCUUUCAAGUGUGGCAGCAAUCAUUCCUGCGCCAACACGCACGCUCUACGCUUCUACCAAAUCAGCUUCCCUAGUACUCUUUCAGGCGCUCGCAAUUGAGCACCCCCGUAUAUCAUUCACGUCCUUCCUUCCUUCAACGAUUGAGGGGGACUUCCGCGCGUCCGCGGUCGACACACCGCCCAAUUCUUCCCCCGUUAUACAUGAGGCUGACCCAAACAAACAUGGCUUGCGCCGCGAGGUGGUGGCAACACGUUGUAUCCAGGCCAUUGAUCAUAAAGAGAAGACAGUCGUUAUGCCCCAGUACAUGCGAAUUGGACAAAUUUUAUAUUGGAUCUGGCCAGCAUGUGUGGAGUGGAGAGCAAGGGUGAAGUACAAUUUUAGAGCCGACUAG